GGCCCUCGAUGGGCACGCCCGGUUCAAUUUUCCGCCCGAAAUCCAAAUUGGAGCAGCAAGGCACCAACCCAGGCCACCCCAAGAACAACUCGGUUUGGUGCAAAUUUCAGAUCAACUGAAAAAGAGGGGGAAAGCUGAAAAGGGCAGAAAACCCGGCUUGCUAAGGGGAGCAGAUUGAGAAGCUGGAAGUCUACUUAUGCAAUGAAUUACGAGGGAAAUGGUAGAGAAUGGAAGUCGUGAGAAGGAGACUUGUUUCUCCAGGGUCAUCACUUCGUUGGAGCCAUACAACGAUUUUCACUCCAAGACCUUAUUCAACUGUUGCUUCACCGCAAACCCUUUAUUCAGUAUCAGAUGAUCAAAAACUUUUUCGCAUUCUUGAAUCAUGCAAGUUAAGCCCUGAUUUUAGAACUGCAGUUUCUGUGCACGGUAAAAUCAUUAAACAUGGGUAUGGAACAUGCCCAUUACUGUUAUCGAUGUUGACAAAGGUGUAUGUAGCUUGUGAGAAACCCAACCUUGCUCGCCAACUACUCAGUGAUGUCUGCUUUUUGAAUUGUGAUGUGGUCUCUGCCAAUCUGUUGAUCGAUAGUUUCAUGAAGGCUGGGGAAAUUGAUGUUGCCAAGAAAGUAUUUUCAGCAUUACCUGCACGAGAUGUGGUCACAUGGAACUCGACAAUUGGUGGUUGUGUCAAAAAUGGAUUCUUUCUGGAGGCAAUAGGCAUGUUCAAGGAGAUGUUAAGGACAAAAUUUGAACCGGAUGGGUUUACUUUUUCUUCCGUCAUAACUGCAUGUUCAAGGCUUGGAGCGCUUAAUCAUGGAAAGUGGGUGCAUGGCUUAAUGAUAGAGAAAAAAAUCAAACUAAAUUAUAUAUUGUCGUCUGCCCUAGUAGACAUGUACUCAAGAUGCGGAAGAAUUGAAACAGCAAAAUCUAUAUUUGAUGCUGCUCAAAGAACUAAUAAUGUUUCCAUAUGGAAUGCAAUGAUAAAUGGGUUGGCAAUGCAUGGUCUUGCUGUCGAUGCAAUUUCGAUGUUCAAAGCCAUGGAAGGGGAUAAUGUUUCACCUGAUGCAGUAACCUUCAUUGGUCUUCUCACAGCAUGUAGCCACUGUGGUUUUGUAGAACAGGGUCGCAAGUAUUUUAAUCUAAUGAAAAAUGAUUACUCAAUUCAGCCGCAACUUGAGCAUUACGGAGCAAUGGUUGACCUCUUUGCAAGAGCAGGACUUCUAGAAGAAGCUUAUGCAAUGAUUAACAAAAUGCCAAUGGAGCCUGAUGUUGUUAUAUGGAGGACGCUUCUUAGUGCUUGUAGAACUCUCAAAAAUCCUGAGUUGGGCGAAGAAGUUGUUGCAAAAAUAAAGCAUCUUGGUAGUGGGGAUUAUGUUUUGUUGUCGAAUACUUACUGCUCGACUAAGAAAUGGGAUAAUGCAGAAACGGUGAGAUGGUCUAUGCACAAGAAGGGAGUUCGUAAGAGUACUGGCAAGAGUUGGGUUGAAUUGCAUGGUGACAUCCACCACUUCAGGGCGGGUGAUAGGUCGCACCCUGAAACUGAAGCAAUCCACAAAUUAUUAGAAGCUUUAAUCCAUCGCACUAAAAUGGAAGGUUAUGUCUCCUCACCUGACUUAGUUUUGAUGGAUAUAUCAGAAGAAGAAAAGGAGGAAAACUUGAACUAUCACAGCGAAAAAUUGGCCUUGGCAUUUGGGAUCCUGAAAUCCAGUCCUGGAACUGAAAUUCCAAUUUCCAAAAACCUGCGUACUUGUGUUGAUUGCCACUGUUGGAUGAAAAUCGUGUCUAAGGUAUUACAUAGGGUAAUAACAGUGAGGGAUAGGAUUCGCUUUCAUAGGUUUGAAAGGGGCUCAUGCACCUGUGGUGACUAUUGGUAGCUAAUAUU
This is a messenger RNA of Sesamum indicum (sesame), 1879 nucleotides long. Its product is annotated as Tetratricopeptide repeat (TPR)-like superfamily protein. Lineage: Eukaryota; Viridiplantae; Streptophyta; Magnoliopsida; Lamiales; Pedaliaceae. The record is from RefSeq and is a predicted model, not a curated record. Gene Ontology annotation, molecular function: RNA binding; zinc ion binding; protein binding. Gene Ontology annotation, biological process: RNA modification.